CGUCCCGCCGUUCAGGGCGCGCCCCGAAACGUCAUCAAAAGUCUGACCAAUCCCGUCUUGUCGCGACCGCGUCGGCCCGCCCACUCCUCGACGCCCCGCCUCCCUUCUCGAACCGGCGCGCAGCUUCUCGAAGCGCAGUCAGAGCUGCGCAGUCACCGUGACGCAGCUCCACGCAGGCGCACUGGGCUCACCGCCAGGCGCGGGAAAGCGGAGUCCGGGCGCGAGCGGCCGCUUGGCCUCGCGGCCCGCGCAGAUGGACGGGCCGCGCUGGACGGACCGCGCUGGGCGGCGCCGGCGGGUGGCGCGGAGGGCCGCAGCGAGGUACGCAGCUGUCAGGGCAGUGGCCCGCGGGGUCAGCGAGGCUGGGGUGCCGGGUCGGCCCCGGUUCUCGGGCGCCGCCGGGGGAGAAAAAGCCCUUCUUUCCGGAAGAACGCGGAUGGUUAAAGGUGCAUAAAACUGCGGCCGUACCGCCAUGGCUGAGUCGGGUCCGAGCCGCCUGUCGGUGCCUGACCGCAGGCCCCACUGUGGGGCGUGGGCCUGGCCAUGGGCCGGGACGUGACCAUGGCACCCGCACUCACCAGGCGUCGCCUCAGCGUCACGACGUCAUGACGUAACGACGUCCCCCACAAGGGCCAUCGCUGCUCGUCUGUGAGCCCGGUGAGCCGGCUCCCUGUGUUUCCGUCGAAAGGUUGAAACGGCGGCUGCCUGAACUUGCUCCCCCACCGCCGUCUUUCCUCCGUGUCUCACCGCACAGCCUUCCGGGGCGCCCACUUGGCCGUCCGCAGAGCAGACGCCACAGGAAGCACGGAAAUGCCAGCGCCCCACGGACCCCGCCGCCAGGCAGACCCCGUUCACCUAUCGGAGCGGAAACAAGAAAGCAGUGGCACCUGUGGGACCUCCGCUGGGACUGUGCCCGCCGGUCCGCCUGCAGGGUUCCUGCACCCUGGCCGGGGCCCAACCGCCCAGGAAGCUCUGCAAGCCUUGAUUCUGGAGUUACGGGUCUCAGCAAGUAGGCAGGUGCACAAAGGUGGAGUGGAAAACAGCAAGGGCCUGUGUUUUCCCAGAAGCCCCUCUGCUCCCGAGAGGCUGGGCCUCCCAUCGGUUCCUCUUCGGGCCACGGAGGGAGACAGGACCCUUUCAGUAGAAACUGCCAGCGGGAGUCACCCUCUCUUCCCUUGGACACAUGGCGCGGAGCACGAACACUUCCUAGGCCCCAUGUUGGCUGGACAGACGAUCUCGGACGAACUACAGGAGAUGACGCAUGUGACUUGCCCCUCACACACUGUGGAGUCAGCCAGAGCCUGCAGGACACAAGGGACUGGCCUGGGCGCCCAGACGGUGGUGGUGGCGGCAGCUGAAGGGCAGAGGUGGCCGAAUGUUACCCAGCACAUGGGCCUGCUCAUCAGUCUGGGCAGGACUCGCUCACUCCAUCCUGCGAUAAUCAACCCACACGAGGGCUUCCCUCUAAGCUCUGUCGGGGCGGACGAGCAGGAGAGCCCUGCUCAGUGCUGUCCUCGGCAGUUGUCCUGGGAUGUUUUACACUGGAAGUGCAAAUGCAAAGUUAGAAAGGGCGAAAUGGGGCACAUUAAGAAUGAGGAACCCCCCCCACCCCCCGCCGCCGUAGGACUAUCUAAACCUCCGUUCCUCUGAGCCACCAGCAGCGCCUGGGUUCCCCAUAACCUCGAGUAUCACGUCUUUCCACGUGGCCUCAUUCACUGACAGGGAGGAGUCUCUGGCCCGGUGAGCCAUCAGUGUUGGAAGCUUCUAGAAAAGAUGCCGCAGCACUUGCAGCCUGUGACGUGGACUGUGCAAGUCGAGGUGGUGGUCGUGGAAGACAAGCAGGGGUGGGGGUCAGGCUCUGAUGAACGUGGAAGACCUGGUUACCACGCUCACUUCUUAGUUUUCAGAACCGUUGGCAGUCAGGGAGGCCGGGCUGGGGGGCGGGGGGUGCGGUCAGGGUACACAAGAGCCUGCACAGCUCUCUGUGGACCUGAAUGCUUCCAGGGCCAUGAGUCUACAGUGAGCGGCCCUGCUGUGCCAGGCGAGGUUUGCAGUUUCCCUGCUGCCCGCCCUCGGAAAGUGUGCCGUGGCUGUGGGGGAACUGAGGCGGCACCUUCCUCCACUUCCCGGGGGAGAUGGGCGGCAUGCUGUGGGCUGUGCACCUUCCCCUGGAAU
Molecule: messenger RNA, 2175 nt
Organism: Myotis myotis
Lineage: Eukaryota; Metazoa; Chordata; Mammalia; Chiroptera; Vespertilionidae
Exons: 2
Coding region: 811-1650 (279 amino acids)
Source: RefSeq, a predicted model, not a curated record